Messenger RNA from Thamnophis elegans (Western terrestrial garter snake), 2737 nucleotides. It is a transcript of the gene NKIRAS2, whose product is annotated as NFKB inhibitor interacting Ras like 2. Gene Ontology annotation, molecular function: GTPase activity; GTP binding. The record is from RefSeq and is a predicted model, not a curated record. The transcript has 4 exons. The coding region runs from base 1222 to 1629 and encodes 135 amino acids. NCBI's taxonomy places the organism in Eukaryota, Metazoa, Chordata, Lepidosauria, Squamata, Natricidae. Gene Ontology annotation, biological process: canonical NF-kappaB signal transduction.
GUAUUGGACAAACAGGAGUUGGAAAUAGUCAUUUGUCUUCAGGCAAAAAUAUACAGAAAAAAAACCCUGGAAGUCGGGACCGGUCUAUUUUCAGAUCUCUUUUUCAUAGCACUGUGCUUCAAUCUUUCAGAAUCUGUUUAUACUUAGUUAGGAAUAAGCUCUAUCUAUAGAUAGGCAGGUUUCUUCUGCUAUAAGAAUGGAAAAUACGGUUUGAAGGAAUUCUAUAAGAGGGUAUUUUUUGGUAUCUAGCCACAAAAGCAAGAUGCUUAUAUUUUUAUUUUUUUAUUGCUUAGUUACUUUAGCAAUAGAGCACUAAAUGACAAUUUCAUACAUUGAUAUGUUUUUAUUCCAGGAGAAAUAAUUGAUUCAUUCUUCAAUACACCAGCUCUAAUUGCAUGAGCACGAUAAUAAAAACUAAUCAACUAUGUUUCAGCCUAAGGUGCUCUGCAAAGCAAACCUGUGUAUUGGAAACAUUCUUCAUAUUAUGUGAAACCCAGAAAAUUGUGUUAAUUCCAUAAACCAUAGAUCAGUUAAUCAAGAAGGCCACAUGAACACAGCCAUUGCAUCAACCGAAGAUAUCCAAACCUUAAACAUUUUUCGGUAUCAUAUUUACAGUCAAAAUACCCACAUGUAUUUAUUCGCAUUUACCUUGACUAUCACUAAGUGUUGUAUCUUUUUAUUCUUGAUGAAUGUAUUUAUUCUCCUUAUGUACACUGAGAGCACUUACACCAAAGACAAAUGUCCAAUCACACUUGGCCAAUAUAUUCUAUUCUAAUUUCCCAUUUUUCUGCUACCAGCACUCUUGCCAAACAAAAUUUGCUUUAGUAUAAAUAUGUGAAUUCAAUCAGAGAAAAGGAGGGGGAAAAGGUACUGCUUUAUUACUUUCAUUAUAUCCCCCGUUUGUUUAAGAUCGAUAGCCCUCCUCUUGAUCGUAUAAUUUUCAUAAAAUUUAAAAUGAAAAAUAGCCCCGGUUAUAGCAAAAUUGCUGAGCUCAGCUUUUUAUUUCCAUCCUGUGUUUGACUGCAACGCGCUGCUGUUACCUUUUCCUAAAUAUCUUAACUGGAUCGCAAACGAGAGUAAAUCACACUGGCGACAGUGCUCUAGAUGGAGCUGUGGGCUGCAGUUCCCACGUACGUCUUUUCUCUCAGUCAAGUCGAGUUGUUGGUCCUCGGUUCCUUUCUUUGCUGAAGACUGCAGAGCAGUGCCUGGGUCGGGAAGAUAAUGGGGAAGAGUUGCAAAGUGGUAGUAUGUGGGCAAGCAUCAGUUGGGAAGACUUCGAUCCUGGAACAGCUUCUGUAUGGGAAUCAUAUUGUUGGUGCAGAAAUGAUUGAAACCCAGGAAGACAUUUAUGUAGGUUCCAUUGAAACGGACCGGAAUAUGCGUGAACAGGUGACUAUUGUGGUCUUAGGCAACAAAUGUGAUUUGCAGGAACAACGCCGUGUGGACCACGAUAUAGCCCAACACUGGGCAAAGGCAGAGAAAGUAAAACUGUGGGAAAUCUCAGUUGCUGACCGUCGGAGUCUCAUUGACCCCUUUGUUUACUUAGCGAGCAAAAUGACACAGCCACAGAGCAAGUCCACCUUCCCACUCAGCCGCAAGAACAAAAGCAGUGGUUCUGUGGAUGGAUGAAACCCACAGGUGCUGGACUCACUAUUGCUGGCAAAAACGUAUGCAUGUAGGGCAGGGCUGGCCUUGCCACAGAGCACAAACUAGUAGCAGAUACUAGAUAAAGGCACUUCUUUUGUUCCUAUCUCUAUGUCAUUUGUUUUUGUUUUGGUAAAAAGAACUUUCCAAAUCCAAAGCAGGAAUGUAGAACUUUUUCUUCAUUUUCCACAAAAUAAUAAUUUUUAAAAAAUCGAGCAGGUAGUUCCUGCAUAUGUCUAGUGCCUAGUGUAUUAAAUACACUGUCAACCUGACAUAAACGACAUUAAAGGUUGGGUUUUUAACAUUCUUUUACUCAGACUCAUUUUGUUUUUUUUAUUGUUUAAAGAACCCACAUUUUAAAUCUGAAAAUAGAUUUUAGGGGUACUAAUGUAUAUUCUUGAUUUGGACCCUGAAGGGUAGCAUGAUAGAAAUAUCCAGUGUUACCAGAAAUAUCUCCUAGGUUGUGGAAAAGGGAGGGAUGAGCCAUGGAUAUAGCAACAUGAGUAAAAAUAAUAAUGGAAUGUUCCUUCAGUUCAGUAUUGGAGCCCGUUUGGCCAAGUUAAUCCACCAUCUUCCAUGUUCCUGAAUUAGCAGAUUCUAAAAUGGUUUUUUUAGACGCUAACUGCACAUUUAUAAGGAUACCAAGUUGUGGAGAAGAGGAAACAUACAAAUAGAAACUUGUGGGAAAGCACAUUAUUGAUCAACAAAAAAUAAAUGUGAGAAUAAUAGUUUUUAGUGAUCUUUUAUAUAUCAUUAAUUCCCUUGAUCUGGAUUUGAUCUUGAUUGUUUUGUGAAUGUCUCUUCCAAACAUUGUGACCUUGUGUUCCUGAUUUGGAUAAUGGAUGUAACAAUUUAUAUAACUGAUAUCAUGAUAAAAUGGAUUCAACUCAGAGUAAUGUUAUUCCAUAACGCAUUGAAAAAUGAUACCUAUGUUAGUUGCUUAUGAACUCUUGGAAGUGCAGAUUAAAAACAGAUUCUACACUGCUCUGAAUUGUUUGUGGAAUAUCAACUUUUAUUGAAUACAAUACAGAACACAGUGUCCCAGUCAGAAUAGAUGACACCAAUAAAUUAAAAAAAAUGUAUUUUAGCUUUC